CUCUUUGUUGAUCUGCACACUAGAGCUGAGGAUUCUACCUACGAGGAUGCUAUCUUAAACGGCAUAGAGGUGUUCAAGAUGAGCGAUUCUGAUCGUAACCUCGCGGGACCAAACCCUCCACUACAGGACUCUAAGGGAUCCGACCAAACUCUGAAUCCAAACACAGAAAAUUCCAAGUCGAAGAAAACACUAUUGGCCAUUGCCUUAGGGAGUGGCGUUGCUGGCUUUGUUGUUCUACUGUCUAUGGUGUUCUGUGUAGUUUUCUUGAGGCUACGGAAGGAGAAACGCUACCACGGUUCGUCCAAAAGAAGAUCCAGCAGGUCGACGAAGACUUCCUCGGGGAGGCUUCCUGAGCAGGUUUGCCGUUGUUUCUCGCUCGCCGAGAUCAAGAUGGCGACCAACAACUUUGAUCAAGUGUUGGUGAUCGGCAGGGGAGGUUUCGGUUACGUCUACAAAGGUCAUUUGGCCGACGAAGUGUCCACAGUUGUUGCAAUCAAGCGGCUGAACAAGGGGUUAUCGGGCCAAGGAGAGAAAGAGUUCGAAGCGGAGAUUAAGAUGUUAUCUCAGCUCCGCCACGUCCAUUUGGUCUCCCUCAUAGGCUACUGCGACGACGACGAUGAGAUGAUCCUCGUCUACGACUACAUGGCCAACGGGACUCUUCGAGACCAUCUCUAUGGCACGGACAACGACCCUCUCCCGUGGAAACAGCGACUCGAGAUAUGCGUGGGGGCGGCGCGUGGGCUGCACUACCUCCAUUCAGAAGUGAAGAAUACCGUCAUCCACCGAGACGUUAAGACGACAAACAUAUUGUUGGACGAGAAGUGGGUGUCAAAAGUUGCCGAUUUUGGAUUGUCAAAACUCGGUCGCGGCGACAGCGCUGUUAGUACGGCGGUGAAGGGCACUUUUGGGUACAUGGACCCGGAAUACGCACAGAGCCGGCAACUGACGGACAAGUCCGACGUGUACUCUUUCGGUGUGGUUCUUUUCGAGGUGUUGUGUGCCCGUAAACCGGUGGAUAUCAAACUCGAAGAGGAUCAAAGAAACUUGGCACAAUGGGCAAGGAAGUCCAUAAAAGAAGGGAGGAUUCAGAACAUCAUAGACCCGUACUUGAUAGGCAAGAUUGCGCCGGAGUGUUUCAAGAAGUUCGUGGAGGUGGCGGAGAGGUGCGUCCGAGAUUAUUGGAGUCAACGGCCCACGAUGCAUGAGGUGAUGGAGAACUUGGAGUUUGUGUUGGAGCUGCAAGAACAAGCGGACGCGACGCAGCUGGGGAAUAAUCCCGACGGGCGGUGUUCGUAUCCGGAGAAGCUGUCGUUCCAUCUGGUUGUGGAUAACCGUGGGUUCGGAUACGACGUGUUGGGGUUGCGAAGUGGGGUCGGUGUUUCCACCACGGUGGGGUCCAACACCGCCGAAUCGGGCGUUCCUAGUCUGGACAGUGAAAGUGGCACCCGCGAAAUAUUCUCAGACGCCUCUAUUUCCAAAAAAACAUGUCGUUACAGCCGUUGCUGUUGCUUCAUAUCGUCUUUAACCAUACUAAUUCUUCUGGGCUGCACUAUUUUCUGCAGAAGACGCAGAACGAUUCAGUCAGAUGAAGAGCAAAAAGUUUUAUAUUGUCAUCGUUUCACUCUCAAUGAAAUAAGAACCGCCACGAACAACUUCGAUACGGACCUUAAAAUCGGGGACGGCGGGUUCGGAAGAGUUUGCAAGGGCUUCAUCGACGGCAAAGAAAACCCCGUGGCCGUCAAAGUCUUGAAGUCAACGUCGAGUCAAGGGUUCCGAGAGUUCUGGACUGAAGUCGAAACGCUCUCGAAGCUACAAAACCCUAAUCUCGUUCCUCUGAUCGGCUACUGCAACGAUCAACGGUUCAUGAUCAUCGUAUAUGAUUACAUGGCCCACGGAACGGUCCGUGAUCAUUUGUAUGGUACGAAUAAUCAGCCUCUGACGUGGAAACACAGAUUAGAGAUCUGCAUUGGACCUGAUCGUGGAUUGGUUUACCUUCAUGCAGGCGCGGAGCAUAUGAUAAUCCACCGCGACGUGAAGACGAGCAACAUUCUGUUGGACGAGAAUUGGGUUGCCAAGGUGUCAGACUUUGGGCUUUCGAGAUUGGGCCCGACGAGCCCAUCGAGAAGCCACAUCAGCAUGGAUGUGAAGGGCACGUUUGGGUACUUGGAUCUGGAAUACUUCUGGACCAAGCAACUCACUUCAAAGUCUGAUGUUUAUGGGUUUGGAGUGGUGAUGUUCGAGGUGUUGUGUGGCAGGCCUGCCGUGGAUAUGGGCCUGGAGGAGGAGCAACAGAGUUUGGUCCAAUGGGCUCGAUUUAACGUGGAGAAAGGGAUUCUCGAUCAGAUCAUAGAUGAGAAUUUGAGGGGUCAGAUUGCGCCAGAGUGUUUGAAGGUGUAUGGAAAAGUAACGGAUCGGUGCUUGAGAAGUGAUAGAAAGCGACGGCCCAAGAUGGAUGAUGUGUUGAGGGCCCUUGAGUUCAUACUGAGGCUGCAGGAAGGUGCUGAUUCAGCCGUGGAGGACGGGAUAGAAAUUGGUGAGGAAAAUAAGAGUGAUGAGAACAUUUCAUGUUGGAGAGGUGGAGAUUAAGUGCUUGUGAGAUCACAGUACAAAAAUGUCGUGUUGCAUUCUUGUCCAACGAUAUUAUGGCCAAAAAGUAAUUCUCAAAGAAUGCUUUUGAGAUUCUUUAGCGAUAAGGUGGGGCUGAAAUAAGGUGGGGCUGAAAUAGGCAACUCAAUUUACAUCCUGAGCUCUCAUAACUUUAUGUUUCACGUGUUCGUAUACACUAAAGAACCAUCAUGGUGAGGGUCUAAAUUAAAAUGAAAAAUAUCCAUGGUCAUAAAAUAUAUGUUUCCUCAUCUCUGUGAACGUAUAAAAUAUCCUUACCAAUGAAAUAUUUGCUCAUCUUUC
This is a messenger RNA of Morus notabilis, 2907 nucleotides long. Its product is annotated as receptor-like protein kinase FERONIA. Gene Ontology annotation, biological process: protein autophosphorylation. Gene Ontology annotation, molecular function: ATP binding; transmembrane receptor protein tyrosine kinase activity. The record is from RefSeq and is a predicted model, not a curated record. NCBI's taxonomy places the organism in Eukaryota, Viridiplantae, Streptophyta, Magnoliopsida, Rosales, Moraceae. Gene Ontology annotation, cellular component: plasma membrane; plasmodesma.